AUUUAUGAAUUUGAAAUAAUGAAGUCAACGGCUCAUAAGUUAUAUAUGUACAAAUUCACAUGGACAAAAUUGAAUUUUCAAUCCAAAUCAAUAGUUGCAGUGCGGUUGGAAUGGUGGCGGAAGAGUUUGCUUAAAUGGGAAGGUUGAGGAAAGAAAAGAGGAAGUAAUGAUGAAUCCUGAAAUUUGAACUGUUACAUUCUCAAAAUGUCAAACAGCUAUGUCUUUUUGGUCAACUUGAGGUUUUCCACAACUCCCAUGUCUCUGUCUCAACAUCUUGAUGCACAUGGUACUAAGUCCUCCUCAAAAACAACCCCACUAUUCACCCAUCCAAUGUUACCCUUUUCUUUUUUAAACAUUUGACUUUUGAGUUCCCAAGAAACUGAUUCAUCAAAAUCUCUCUCUCUAUCUCUCCUCGUGUUCUUGGAUCUUAUUAUUGCAAAGCUAACAUCAUCAUUCAAACUCAGUUAUUACUGUUCAUUUCAAUUCUCUAGUCUCUUCUUGUCCUUCCUCCUCUCAUGGCCACACUACAAAAUUUUACUUACACACCAGAAUCUCAGCCUCUUCCUCACCAAUCUUUGCCCACUGCUCAAACUCCUCCUCCACCUGUUUCAGACAAUGGAUUUCCAAUGCUAGCCAUUGCAAUACUAGGCAUCACUGCCACAGCUUUUCUCUUAGUCAGCUACUACAUUUUUGUCACCAAAUGCUGCUUCAGAUGGCAACAAAUCGACCCGUUGAGGCGAUUUUCCAUCAGGCGGACGCAGUUGAACGAAGAUCCGUUCACGUCAUACUCUCCCUCGUGGCAAAGCCGAGGCCUCAACGAGUUGCUAAUUCGGGAGAUUCCCACUUUCCAGUACAGCAAGCAUGGAGGAGAAUGCAGCAGCUUGUCUAGAUGCGUGGUCUGUUUGAGUGAGUUCCAAGAUUAUGAUAUGCUGAGAGUUCUGCCCAAGUGUAGCCACGCAUUCCAUUUAGACUGCAUUGACGUGUGGCUUCUGAGCAAUUCCAACUGCCCUUUGUGCAGAUCAACCAUUUCUGGCAGAAACCGGUAUCGGCUAGACAGAAUAGUUGCACCGAAUUCUUCCCCUCAAGAUCCAGAACCGUUGGUUGGCAGUAUUGUUGGAGGUGAUGAGGAUUUUGUGGUGAUCCAGCUGAGUCGGGACAAUGGGGCAGGUGUGUCGUCUAAUAGACAGCGCAGUGAUUCGAGCAGGUUCUUGGUGCAGCAGCCCAGAAGCCAUUCAUCAAGAAAGUUUGAGCAGAAGAAUAUUGGGAAGUCUAAAGCAAGGAAAUUUCAUCAUGUUUCAAUCAUGGGAGAUGAAGGUAUUGAUGUGAGAGAGAAAGAUGAUCAGUUUUCCAUCCAGCCCAUCAGGAGAUCUUUCUCCCUGGAUUCUGCAUCUGACCGCCGCAUUUACUUGUCGGUUCAAGAGAUUCUACAGGAGAAUAGGCAACUGAGUGAGGUGAGGAACACUGAAGAAAGCAGUAGCAGAAGCCGGAGAUCGAUUUUCUCGUUUGGACAUGGAAGAGGAUCAAGAAAUGCAGUUCUUCCUAUUGAGUCUUAGGCCACUGAAACACAAAAACAAAAGCCUACAUUUUUUCUGUUUUCUUUUCUUUAUUCCAGUAGGAUUGAAGCGUUUAAGAUUGUAAGAAACAGGAUUGCAGUUGCAGAUACUAGGACCAACAGUAUUAGCGUAUAAAGAGAUUUUGUCACAGGAAAACUGGGAACAGAAAUGUAUUCACAGCCCGGAGUGAUUGUUUCACCAUUAUAAAAAGAUAAGAUUUUAUCCUGCCCAGAAGCUCCAUAAUUCGUCAUGAAUGAAAAUAUUCUCUUCCAACUUAACAUUUACUGCUUUUCCUUAAAGUGCCCACAGUAACUGGAGUGAAAGCUUGAGAAAAUCUCAAGCAUGAUGAACUCUAUAUUCUUUAUUCCACUUGUUGUCUAAAAAAUACGACUCGACUGAAGCACAUGCGUUCGUCGAUCAUAAAUUACCAGUAUCUGUUAUAUGUGAAGUACAAACAGCAUGAACUAAGAAGGGCAUACAGAAUCAGUUUUAUGCUUCAGACUCAAACUUGUAAAAAAAGUACCCGAACUCUUUAAGUUAAUCAACAUUUCACUUGCCCAGAUGCUAUAUGGCUACAUCCCAACAUCGAUGCUGAGAUACAACAUAAAAAAUAGUGGAUCUGCAGAUUACUAGUAAAUGUCUAACUACUAUAAGCCAUAAAAAAGAACCCAGCACAUGUUCAUUAAAUGCUUCACAAGGUCUAACAGACAAUUAGUCCUCCAAUUUGCCUUUGACCAGUGAGUUGAGAAGUAAUAUAUUUGGUGUACACAUUAUCCUCCAUGUGUUGUAAAUCUUAAUUUAAUCAGCAAGGUUACUUUGACUAUCGUUUAUGGAAAAAUGCAAAGCUUGUGAAGAAUGCAGAAUAUUUUAAUUGUUAUCUAAUGGAAAGAGAGAUUCUUUAGCAUUCAGGUAACAGAGUAGUAUACGCCAAGAGACAGAUUGAUUACAACUGCCACAUCCCCAAGAUCUGAACAUGAAAUAACUAAGACCUUGCCUCUUUAAAACUUCUAUAGCACCUUAAAAGACUAGUUGAACAUAAAUCACCAAUAGAAUGGUAGAAAUAACAAUAAAUAGCUUUGACUUUUUUGAGGCAAAGGGUGGACUGGAACAGAAAUCCUUCUCCGUCGUAUAACAAAAGUUCGAUCCAUAAUGAUAAUGUUACCUUUCCAUAGCUGAAAUACCAGAGUGUGGAUU
Messenger RNA from Sesamum indicum (sesame), 2747 nucleotides. The record is from RefSeq and is a predicted model, not a curated record. Lineage: Eukaryota; Viridiplantae; Streptophyta; Magnoliopsida; Lamiales; Pedaliaceae.